CCCCCCCGUCUCUUCGAACCAUCCUCCUUUAAUGACUUCACCGACUGGUUGACUGUCAAAUAUUUCCAGGUCCCACAUCCGGUCAGCGAGGACACGGCAAUGCUUCAGAUCCCGACAUAGCCAGAAGCUAUUGUAUACGCCCGCACCCCCCAAUAAUGCCCGAUCCUUCUUCGACACCCUCUACGACGGCCUUCACCCCCAUCACGACAACACCGUUCGCCGGCAGCCCAUCAUGACGCCCGCCGCACAAUUCGACGCCGGUGUGGAACCACCCGAAUCGCAAUGCCCCUUCUGCGUGAUCGCGACCGAGUACCCGGCCUACGAUCCUGCGACGCCGCCCCAGGACGACGCGACGCUCGAUCCGAACCGCAUUCCGACGCCCGCCUUUGUCGUACUUUCGACCCCGACCCUCAUCGCUUUCCUCGACAUCCUCCCGCUAUCACGCGGCCACCUCCUUCUCUGCCCUCGCUCGCACCGCCCGAAGCUCACCGAUGCCUCGCCCGAUGAGUCGGCCGAGAUGGGCCGCUACCUGCGCGUGCUGUCCAACGCGCUCGCGCGCACGACAGGCGUUGAGGACUGGAACGUCGUGCAGAACAACGGCGCCGCCGCCGCUCAAGUCGUCAUGCACAUGCACUUCCAUCUCAUUCCGCGCCCUGAGAUCCGUGCGAGCGGCCGCUAUAGCGAGAGCUUCACCAUGUUUGGCCGCGGCCGGAGGGAGGAGCUGGACGAGGAGGACGCCGAGCACUUUGCCAAGGAGCUGCGGGAGAACGUGGCCGAUAUCAUGAGGGAAGAGAAGCACAAGUCCAAACUUUGAAGAAGGGUAACCC
Colletotrichum destructivum is the source of this 827-nucleotide messenger RNA. RefSeq names its product Putative histidine triad (HIT) protein. The record is from RefSeq and is a predicted model, not a curated record. The transcript has a single exon. Gene Ontology annotation, molecular function: catalytic activity. The coding region runs from base 233 to 814 and encodes 193 amino acids. Lineage: Eukaryota; Fungi; Ascomycota; Sordariomycetes; Glomerellales; Glomerellaceae. Gene Ontology annotation, biological process: nucleotide metabolic process.